Rodentolepis nana is the source of this 780-nucleotide messenger RNA. NCBI's taxonomy places the organism in Eukaryota, Metazoa, Platyhelminthes, Cestoda, Cyclophyllidea, Hymenolepididae. The record is from the annotation of a GenBank genome assembly.
AUGUUGCGAGAAAGAUGUCGAGGCUUGGAAGAACGCCUAACCAUGGAACAGCAGUUAAAAGCAGCCGCUCUUACAAAUACAUCAGCUGUUCAAGCCAUCGAUACCAGAGAGAUUUUUGAUCGGUCUAAACGCGAUGGGGAAGAAAUCCGGCGCCUGCAGUUUGAGUUGGUCCGUUUAACUACCGAGUUGACCAAUGCUCAGGGUCAAUUAUCCUCCCUUGAACAGAGAUUAGAUGUAGCUCUGCAUGGACGUCUUAGAUAUAAGGACCUCUGGACUCGAGCAUUACAGGAGGUGACUAGAUUGAGACAAGAAGCAACAAAUGCAACCAAAUUGGAACUUCAGCGUAAGGAAGCUGAGGUGGAAGAAUUGAGGAGGGAACAAAAUCUUCUACUUCGUACUGGAUCCUGCAUGAUUCUUCAGAAUAACCCUGGACAGAGUAAUGGUGACUAUGCUCAACGGUCUAACUCGCGUUUUUAUGAUAUAACGUUGAUAUUAGUUAUGUUGAGCAUUCCCACAUUGGAAAGAAUCAUUGACUAUACGGAGGUGCGUUCGGUGUUGUUCGGACAGGAAGAAUGGCUGCUUGGGAUUAGUAAUGCCCAUGCUUGUUUCUUUGUCUCCUAUCUAGUGCUUAGCUCAAAGCGAAUAAGUUCAGGAGGUGAUCGCACUAAGGAUCUGAGUCGUGUCUAUGGGAAUGUGAGAUAUCAUUUCAAGAGCGAUGAAAAUCAUUGUCUCAUGGAGAAGGAGAACAAAGAGUACGUAAAACUGUGUCAUCACACUUGA